GGCUACAUCAAUGCGAAAGCUCUUUGUUGUGUGCGAUAGUCGUGUUCCAGCAGCGUGCCAGGCCUUGGCUGAUGAGCAGAACAUCCUGGGCCGGAUUGUCUUCAAGUCCCGGAAUGCCCAUCGAAGGCAUCGGCAUCACAGUUAUUUGGCUGCUACCUUCAAAGCCCUGGAUGUAUUGCUGAGAAACGUGGACUCUUUGGAGCUGAAGAAAUUGUCGCUGCGUUUCCAUGGCGCCAUGGAGGCUGCGUUGCUGGAAUGGGUCAAUGCCUUGGGAGUGGUCCCCCACCCGGUGCGCGGCCUCCGGGACUUGGCCGAUGGAGAGAUCCUGCUGUCGGUCAUGCGGGACAUCAACCCGGAGGACUUCUCCGCCACGGACGACGACGCGCUGGGCCUCCUGCGGCGCGGUCUGGAGCGGCGCUUCCGGAGAGGCGUGGCAGAGACUCGCAGCACGUUGCAGCUGGGGGAGCUCGUGAUUUGGGCAACGUUGGACAAUGAUUUUCCAAAGCGCACCAAGUAUGUGCAGAUCUGUCAAGAUCUGAGCAGCAGCAGCGCGCAGCAGAUCAUGCACCUGGCGGAACGUUUCAGCGAGGAACCUGGCGAUACCCCGCAUGACACGCCGGAUGCGGGGCGCGUCUCCAGCCACUUCGGGAGUAUGGCGCCGAGAACUUCGGAGCUCCCAGACUUUCUGGAAGUCGGCUUGGACGCCGAGACGCGUUUCCGGAGGCUCAAGGAGCAUUACAUCGCAGUGAAGGAAGAUCAGGAGCGCUGGGAAGACGAGCGGCAAAAGCUACUCUCGGAUUUGGAGGUGGAACGCAACAAGAGGGUCGAAGCACAGGAGAAGGAGCGCCUGGCCCGUGCAGAGCUGCGCGUAGCCGAGGAGGCGCAAGAUCGGCUGCGGGAGGAGCAGCGCGCCGUGCUGGAGAUGAAGUUGGACGAAGAGAUCUCCAGUCGUCAGGGUGAGCUGCGGCAGAAGGAUUUGGAACUGGAGCGGCUGCGUGAAGAGUUGGAGCUGCUAAAGGUUCAGGCGCAGGAGGCGCAGAAGUUGCACUCGCAGCUGGAGAUCUUCAAGAAACGCCUGGAGGAGUGUCAAGUGUGGAAGCGAGAGAAGGAAGAACUGCGAAAGCAGCUGGAUGAGAUCUCUUCUUCCAACAAGGCUCUUGAUCCGGGCGCCGGCAGCGGCACCAUGGAGCACCUGCACGGGCGCCUGGCGCAGCUGCGGGACGACGUGGCGCAGGUCUCCCUGCAGCGGGAUCAAGCGCAGAUGCAGGUGAAGCUGCUGCAGGCCGAGUUGGAGAAGUCCGCCAGCCGCGCCGCCGCCGCCGCAGCCCCUUCCGCCGCCCCCUCCGCGGCGCCGGCGCCAACGCCGGUGCUGGCGGUGCCACUGGCGGGGCAGCUGCCAACGGAGGAGAGGGAGAAACUGCUGGCGGCCAACCGAGAACUGCAGUCGCAGGUGGCCCUGCGCGAGCGCGAGCUUCAGGUCUUCAACUGGCGCAGCCAGGCCGAGAGUGACACGCUCAAAGCCCAGGAGACGUUGAUGGCCUCGUGUUUCCAUGAGUUGGGUUUGAGAUAUCACCAGCUGCAGGUGCAACACGCCCAGCUCUUGAAACGCCGCCAGGAUGACGCGUGCGACUUUGCACGGUACUUUAUGCUCCGCUGCUUCAAGAGCUUAAUUUGUUUGGCUUUAACAUGUCACGUGACCUUCUUGCAGGGCAAGACAGAGGAAUCUGUGCUUGAUGGCAAGCAGCAACAAUGCAUGAGCCAACCCAAGCAAAUCCUGACGUCAUCGCGACGGGAGCAUCGGGCCAUUUUUGAGGCCGCCGCGCAGCGCUUCCGCGCCGCACCCUUCGCAGCACCGGACGGCGGUCGGCUGGGCGAGGCGGACAGCGGACGGGGCGUGCGCGUGUGCGUUCGCAAGAGACCGAUCUUCAGCCAUGAGAUUGAGCAAGGAGAGUUUGAUGCCAUCACCUGCCUGGAUGGUCGACUCGUCGUCCACGAUGCCCGCAUGCACCCGGACAUGGUGAAAUUGUUUAUGAACCACCACGACUUCGCCUUCGACGACACCUUUGGGGAGUCGGCCAACAACGCGGAGGUCUACGAGGGCACGGCGCGGCAGCUGGUGCUGGACGCGCUGGAGGGGAAGCAGGGGACGGUGAUGAUGUAUGGUCAGACUGGAAGUGGAAAAACCUACACUAUGCGUUCCAUCUACGAACAAGCAGCAGACGAUAUUUUUUCGGGUAUCGCUGGGCAAACUGUGACUGUGAGUUUUAUUGAACUCUUCGGGGAGAACUGCUUCGACAUGUUGAAUCAGGGCGCUCCUUGUCAGCUCACCACGGCUCAAGAUGGUUCUGUCCAUCCAUUUCCUUGUGUCGAAGUGGAGGUAUCAAAUCCCAUGGAACUGUUGGCCCUCAUUGAGCUGGCAGGAAAGUUACGUGCCACAGCGGCCACGGGUGUGCACGACCAGUCUUCGCGGUCACAUGCUCUCUGUCGCAUCUUCGUGGAGAGCGGCGAGGUGGAGGGCUGCAUCACCCUGGUGGAUCUCGCGGGCUCGGAGCAUCGCAUCGACAACGCAGAGCACAACGCUGAGCGAAGGAAGGAGGGUGCCAAGAUCAACGCGUCUUUGGCCGCGUUGAAGGAAUGCAUUCGAGCCCGCGCCUCGCACAGCAAAUUCAUCGCCUUCCGACAGAACCGCCUGACGCAGCUGUUGCGCGGCUGCUUUCUGCCAGGUGGGCACCACGAGACGGUGGUGGUGGCGACGGUAUCGCCCAGCAGCAAGGACACGGAGCAUUCGCUGAACACCUUGCGGCACGCGUGCAUCAUGGAUGGCCAGGGUCAGGGGAAGCAAGAGAAGGGUUCACACCUGGGUGGUGGCCAUGUCACCAAAGAAACGCUGGGAGAAAUCGACACCCCAGACAUGGCCAUCAAAUGCGGCACGUUGUCCUUCCAGCCCUUGGGCGUUGGAACCAACAAGUGGGGCACGGAUCCACAGAAGUACAACCAUAACAACAUCAGAUCGGCCUUUGAAACGUCGCUUGCCGCAGGCGUGACCUUGCUGAACACCGCCCAGCUCUACUACACCUCUGAGAACUGCAUAGGCAAGCUGCGCUCGGAAGUGCCGGGCGGCGAAAAGGCCCUGGUGAUUUCCAAGUUCGACGCCCUGUCGCAGAAGACGGAUCAACUGAUUCCCACCCUGCAAGAAUCCUGCCAGAAAUGCGGUGUGGAGGCCAUGGAUGGUUUCCUGAUUCAUCAUCCCAAAGGCACUCCGGAGGCUAUGGCGGAUCAGCUGGCAGCAGCCUAUCAGCGAGGCUUAGUGAAGAACGUGGGGGUCUCCAACUACGACGAACCAGCCCUGCGUCAGAUGCAUCAGCUGCUGAAGGAUCGCGGCGUGCCGCUGGUCUUCAAUGAGAUCGAGUUCUCCCUGCUGCGGCGUUUGCCCGAGAGCAAUGGCCUUCUGAAGGUUUGCAAGGAAUUGGACGUGACGGUCCUGGCUUGGGCGCCCCUGGCCAGCGGUCGUUUGACCAGCAAACCCUGCACGGAGCAGCUCAGCGAAGCGCAGACGGUGGCGUGUUUGGAGCAGAUGAAGAUCCUGGCGGAUCGGCAUAAGAAGACCGUGGCGCAGGUGGCACUGAAUUGGUGCAUUUGCAAGGGGACAGUGCCCAUUCCUGGCGCGCGAACGCUGGAGCAGGCACAGGAGAACGCGGGUGCGUUGGGAUGGCAGCUGAGUACCGAGGAGGUGGCUCAGUUGGACGCCGUGGCCGUGGACUCCAUGGGGAUGUACAACAGCCCCGAGGCGAUCUACACCUUUUUCGGCUGGUGGCCACCUGCAGUGGUGCGACCGAUCUGUACAGGUUUCCUGCAUUGCGUUUUGGCGUUGGCAAGGAAAUGUGUGCCCUUGCAGGACAGCUGA
Cladocopium goreaui is the source of this 3904-nucleotide messenger RNA. Lineage: Eukaryota; Dinophyceae; Suessiales; Symbiodiniaceae. The record is from the annotation of a GenBank genome assembly.